CUUCGUUUUUCUCUCCAUCCAAUCUCAAUCUUACAGGCACACUUCAAUUUUUUUAUUAAAAAGAAAAAACGUAAGCAGACAGAGUCUUAUGUUUAUGUUUUGUUUGUUACUAUACAUCAAAAGAGAAAACCAGAGCUCUGAUUAGGCCAAAAAAUUCAUAGAAACUUUUUUGGAAGAAAACACAAGAGGUAGUGGGGAUGGAUGUGAGGAAAAUAGUGAUAAUAGUAGAAGAUGUAGAGGUAUCAAGAACAGCUCUACAAUGGGCUCUUCAUAAUCUCUUACGUUAUGGAGAUUUAGUGACACUUCUUCACGUUUUCCCAAAUUUGAGAUCCAGAAGCAGCAACAAACUUAGGCAUCUUCGUCUCAAAGGUUUUCAAUUAGCUCUCUCUUUUCAAGACCUUUGCAACAAUUUUCCCAACACCAAGACAGAGAUUGUGGUCACUGAAGGAGAUCAAGAUGGUGGGAAAAUUGCUGACAUGGUUAGACAAAUUGGAGCUUCAACUCUUGUUGUUGGACUUCAUGAUCAUAGCUUUAUCUACAAGAUGGCCAUGGCCCAUAACAGUAUAGCUAGCAAUUUGAAUUGCAAAGUACUGGCCAUCAAGCAACCAACACAAUUGAUAACCACAACCAGGAAAAGGACUAUUUCUUUACCUAACAGUUCAACCAACAUGGACUUGUCACAAAUUGAAAUUGCUGCAUUGAGUGUCCCAAUAACUGAUCCACCAAGGAUUCCAUACCAAGUUUGUCCAGACCCGAAUGCCAUUAUUUGGAGAAAAGGGAGAUCCAGAAGAUGGGCAAGAAGAGAUUAAAAAUCAAGAAUUAUGUAUUAUCUGCUGUUAUUCAUCAUUUGAUGACAAAAGUGGAAUUUGUUAGUUUGACUUACAGGGCAUAGAACAAAGACCAAAAAAAAAAAGUUUACAA
This is a messenger RNA of Solanum dulcamara, 921 nucleotides long. RefSeq lists its product as uncharacterized. NCBI's taxonomy places the organism in Eukaryota, Viridiplantae, Streptophyta, Magnoliopsida, Solanales, Solanaceae. The transcript is spliced from 4 exons. The record is from RefSeq and is a predicted model, not a curated record. The coding region runs from base 198 to 809 and encodes 203 amino acids.